Malassezia japonica is the source of this 900-nucleotide messenger RNA. RefSeq lists its product as uncharacterized. Lineage: Eukaryota; Fungi; Basidiomycota; Malasseziomycetes; Malasseziales; Malasseziaceae. Gene Ontology annotation, biological process: mismatch repair. The transcript has 2 exons. The record is from RefSeq and is a predicted model, not a curated record. Gene Ontology annotation, molecular function: ATP binding. Bases 1 to 900 code for a protein of 299 amino acids.
AUGCGCCCGACGCAAUCUCAGCAGCACAUUUCGCUCAACGGCACGCCCCUUCCGCGCGACCGGGGCGUCCGGAGCACAGUAGCCGCACGCGAGGCACGGCACGCCGACGUGUACCCGUGGCAAGACAGCGCUGCCUACGACCGUAUAUGGGCGGGCGACCGCUCUCUGCACUCCCACGUCGAGCGCCUCCUCGAUCCGCAGCCACGCCGCCCUCCCCACGACCACCUCGCCUACGUGCUGAACGUCAAAAUCAAACCGAGUGCCCGUCCGAGCACAGAGCCCGUGCCCCGAAACUGGCCCCGCCCCCCGCCGAUGCAGCGCACGCCCGCCACGGCCGAAGCGGCGCCGAUGCCGCCUGCAGCUGCCCUGCAAUCUGCCCGCGUCGUCGGCCAGGUGGACAAGAAGUACAUUGCAUGCACAUAUGGCGAUACACCGGCCCUCCUCCUCAUCGACCAGCACGCGGCCGACGAGCGCGUCAAACUCGAGCAGCUCGUCACGUCCUAUGUCCUUGCGUGCCUCGAGGCGAAAAUGGGCGGGGCAAAAACGAACACGCACGUCUGCACAACCCCUCCCACGAUUGCAGCGGCCUUUGCGCCUGCGCACCUCCGUGCCAUCCGCUUCUGGGGCUUUGACCUAGCCGAAAACGGAGACGCAUGGCUCGUGCGCGGCGUGCCCACGGUCCUUGCGCGCCUCGCUACGGAUGCCCCGCUUCUGCACCGUGUCCUCGCGGCGUUUUGCGAGCAACCUCCCGGCGACGUUGAUACAUGGCUCACGAGUGUCGCCCAUACGCCCCGCUCCACGUCCAGCGCCCUCUCCGCGCUCCGCCACCUCCCUGCCCUCGCCGUGCACCUGGUGUUGACGCAUGUAUGCCACAGUGCGAUUCGUACGUUGCGCUACUAA